CGCAGACGAGCGCCGCCUCGUAAGCACCGGCCUUGCUAGCCGGAGAAAACAAACUGCGCGGAUAACAGUCAGCACGCGGCGCAGAGCCACACUGCACUCACUCUUGUUCUCACUGCACUUGGAAUAACAAAAUCCCGUCAAACAACGGUCGGUGCGAAGCGCACAGCAUGACUAAGACGCCUCCCAACAGGCGAGGGAUCACGUUCGAGGUGGGGGCACCAUUGGAGGCCCGGGACAGUCUGAAGAACUGGUAUGCUGCCAGCAUUGAGAAGAUUGACUACGAGGAGGAGAAGGUCCUGAUUCACUACAGACAGUGGAGUCAUCGCUAUGACGAGUGGUUCGACUGGAGCAGCCCUUACCUUCGGCCUGUGGAACGAAUCCAGCUACGGAGACAAGGCCUGCAGGAGCACAACAUGGUCCCGGGUUUUCAAAUCAACCAGAAAGUUUUAGCCAGCUGGUCAGAUUGUCGCUACUAUCCUGCUAAGAUCCUCUCCCGUGAUAAAGACGAUUCUUAUACAGUGAGGUUUUUUGAUGGUGUAGUUAAGACUGUGAAAGGGAUAAAGAUUAAACCUUUCAGAAAGGAGAACACGAACAACAAGCCGGGGCAGCCGAGCCGAAAGCGAGCAGCAGGAAAGAACAGCAAGGCCAAAGAGAACGGUAGGAACCAUCAGGAUGGUGAGACCGAAUCGGAGGAAGAAGACUCAAAGGUGACAGACGAGUGCAGCAAGCUUCAGGACACCACGCUGGCUGAAAAGGAGCCGUCCGAGAUGGCGAACGGACACGAAGAGCAAGAGGAAAAGCCGUCCGUCGUCGACGUGAAGACAGAAGCACUGGAGAACGGAGGAGGGGAAUCAAUGGAGAUGAAUGGAGGGGGAGAGGAGGAGAAAGUUGGAACACUUCAGAACGGUGCCCAUGAAAGCUGUGGAGAGGGACAAGAGAAAGACGAGAAAGAGAAAGAGGCCAGUCUUGGCCAGAACAGGAGAGCAAGAGGCAAAGUAGUGGAGGGAAAAGACGCAGAACGGGCCAGUGUUCCAGAGCUGAGGAAAAGACGUGCAUCCACGGGACAAACUCCUCCAUCCAAGAGGAGCAGAGCCAAUACCACAGACAGAAACAGUCGAUCCCAGAUCAGACCUGCUAGAUCAGAUUCUGUUCCAGAAAGCUUCGGUGAUAAGGAGGGUCUCUGCAAGACGGGUCUUCUGGAGAACCCCAAGCCUAUUGUACAGACAGCGUCUAGUCCUGAUCUUGCCACGCUGCUGCAACGACAAGUCCACCUCCCAACCACCAAUAAAUACAGCAGGGAACCAUUGUACAGGGUCAUCAAGAACCAGCCGCCGCCCAUUCUCUCCAUUGAACUGGACCAUAACCCGUUUAAGUGCCAGGUGCCAGGCUGCACCAAGUCCUUCCGCAAGGCAUCUCUGUUGCACUAUCACAUGAAGUACUACCACUCUGAGAGCGAGCUGUGCUCUUCACACAACACACACACCUCUGAACCUCAGGCCCAGGAUAGCCACACGCACACGUUGGAGACUCCGCGCAGACGCCGCACCGUUUCUGCAUCUCUAGACACUCCAUCCCCGCUGAGUGACAGUAAAUCCAGUCACACCCCGUCACCCCAUACUGCCAACGGUGUGCAUCGUCAGCGCAGCUCCUCCCACUGCGAGAGAAGCAAAGAGAACCAGCACACCAACCGCGCGCUCCAUGACGACAGAGACUGGGUCACCAUGGAAACAGAACAAGAGAAGAGGCGAGAAAAGAAGCCGAGGGACUUCUGCAUCAAGCCAAAGAAGAAGAAAAAGAAGAAAAAGAGGUCCAAGUCAGACACUCAUGGCAGUGAUAAGAGCAAUGGCUUUAGCUCAUACCCCUGCAAUCCCAAUCAAUCAAUCAAAUUGCCCCUCUCCCACAAACACCGCUCCUGCGCCGCACACUUCCCCGAAACAGAGCUUGAUGAUGGUGAAGACAGCGGCAGCGAUUGGUCCACAGACAGCCCUCUAUGGAGCGAGGAGGAGUCGGAGACGGGGCUCGAUCUUACCACGCCUUUCUCUGAGCAGGGGGUGGAGACGGUGGGUCAUGACUCAGAGAUAGUGCGCUGUGUGUGCGAGGUGCAGGAGGAGAACGACUUCAUGAUCCAGGUGGGCUUGCUUUGCCCAAAAACAGAGCGUUCUUCUAGAUUAGUGUCAACUUUUUACAUACAGCAGAAAGACUGAAACGGACAUUCAUGGCUUGUUGUCAUGAUUGAGGAGUAUAUUCAGUGGAAGGCAGGCAGAAUUGCGGUUUAUUCCUUCCUCCUCCCUCCUUCUCUUUUCAUAAAAGUCACGCCAGGCCCCUAUUUAUUUAUUUAUUUAUUUAUUUAUUUAUUUAUUUAUUUAUUUUUUAUGGCUCCGCCCCAGGUGGUGGAGGCAUUAUGGGUUUUCAUGAACGAGUGGUUGAAUGUUUGUAGGAUUUAACUCGUUCAAUUUUGGAUUUGAUCCAAACAUGACUAAUGUCACAGCAAUGUCAAAUGUCUCUGAAAUAGAUUUUCUUCAGUGGCUUCCUUCCUGUUUGUCAUGCAGAGGUGUUACUUAAAUGUAAUUCAUGUGCAGGCGCUCAAGGUCACAUUUUCUAGCCGUCUGAUAUUUUUGCCAUCAGUUUGUCAAUCCGUUGGUAUGAACAUUUUUGUUAGUGCAAUAUCUCAAAAAUUUAUAGGUGAUCGUAAGAUUUGUUAGGACUCAUGCUUGCCAUCACUAGAUGAAUUCUUUUUACAUUUCUGGCAUUGAUCCAAACAUGGGCAAGGUAUAUUUUACAAGUAUUUAAGGUAUACAGAUUAGUAGCAGUACUUGUUGGCAGUGAAGACUUUGAAGGCAUUGAGUUCUACUUGUUGUCACUCGAGCAGCCAGACCAGGAGGGCAAGUGGGAGAAAUCAACAUGGAGGACAGUGAUGGAAAUAUUAGGAGAUAUUAUAUCUGAUAUGUCUUAUCAGAUAUUUUAACAUGGACCAAGUAGUCUCCUCCUCGCAAUAGGUAUGCUAAAUAUUGACAGAUCAAUGUAAUGUUUGUUAAUAAAGCUAAAAAUAAGUACACCCCAUGGAAAUGAUCAGCUUUUUUGACAUAUUUGGACAAGCAAACAUUUGAUCAUCUCUGAAAAAGUGCUUAUUAAUGAAGGUGAUGUACUUGAACACAAAAAACACAAGGAAAAUGACAUUUUCAAUCAUUUAUUAAACAGAAAUAUUAAUAGAUGUGAUAUUCUUCUGUGGAAAAAGGAAGUACACCCUUGGCAUCAGAAGAUAGUAUUGCCCCCUUGAGCAGUGUUUUUUGCAUAAUUGUCCACCAGGUUUGCUGGAAUUUUUCACCACUCUUCCAUGCAAUAGUCUUUCAGUUGCAAGAUGUUUGAGUGUUUUCUUGCAUGUACUGUCCGUUUCAAAUCCCCCACAACAUUUCACUGGGAUUCAAAUCCGGGCUUUAACUAGGCCUGCUUCUCCUGAAAAUCUUUGGUUUGUGGCAAACAUGUCUGCUGUUACUGUGGCCAAACAACUCUAUCAUUGAUUCAUCUGUCCAGAGCACAUUAUUCCAAGAGGCCCGAUAUUUGCCUAUAUGCUCAUUGGCAAACUGUAGUCUUGCAAAAGCUUUUUCCUGGCUCGCCUCCCAUGCAGUUCAAAUUUGUGCACUCUCUUUCUGAUUGUAGAAGCAUGUACUGUGACACCAGCGGUUGCAAGGCUUACUAGCAGAUCCUGUGAUGAAAUAAAGCUAGGUUAUCAGUAAUAAAUCUAAAUAGAUCAUCUGUUAGUUAGCUAGUUAAAUAGUCUGUAUAAUCAGAAGGCAUAGAUGGGUAGUGAUGUAGUUACGGUUAUAGUAUGCAUGCUUUCUUCAGCCUCGUUUUUUUUCAUUGAUACAGAAAGCAGUUUUCUAUAGAAAAAAGAUGUCCACCCUAAUCAUAAAAAAGAAAAAACGAUUCCCAUGUUCGGAUGAAAAGUUUGUAAAUAAAUAAAAACUUGUAAAUUUAAAGAACUGUUAGCAUUUAAAGAGCACGGAAACUUUUCACCAUAUAAUACAUUUUUUUAAAGCCCUAUUCGGACUGGAUUAAUUUUACCUGGCGAGGGUGAUUCAUGUAAUUAUUACUGGUCUAUCUCUGGAUUUUUUUUUUCCUACCAUGAAAGGACUUGUGGAAAUAACUCCAGGUAAUAUACAUCACUUCUUAAUAUACGUGUUCAUAAAAAUAUUUCUUCAGUAUGGAGACUUCAGUAAGUCUCUUUUCUGUCAUCUCUGUCCCAACCCAAGUAUUGGCGGAGUUUAAACAAGAAAUUAUAAACAAUGUUUUAUAGGUACUCGUCAGAGACGCGAUCCCUCUGGGGCUUUAGGUUAGUUAUUGAGUUCCUAGCCCAAGUGUAGCCAACAUAUUAUGGGCACGUAACCUAUUAAUGAUUGUAAUGAGGCACAAAGGCAAUGAUGUAUACGUACUACAAAUACAUUUUGUGUAAUGUCUUUGCAUGCAUCAUGAAGACACUCCCAUUGAAUUGAUUUAUACAGAGUGUUCUUAGUAAUU
Ictalurus furcatus (blue catfish) is the source of this 4515-nucleotide messenger RNA. It is a transcript of the gene phf20b, whose product is annotated as PHD finger protein 20, b. The transcript is spliced from 14 exons. Gene Ontology annotation, biological process: regulation of transcription by RNA polymerase II. Gene Ontology annotation, cellular component: NSL complex; MLL1 complex; nucleus. NCBI's taxonomy places the organism in Eukaryota, Metazoa, Chordata, Actinopteri, Siluriformes, Ictaluridae. Bases 168 to 2204 code for a protein of 678 amino acids. The record is from RefSeq and is a predicted model, not a curated record.